Messenger RNA from Melanaphis sacchari, 846 nucleotides. RefSeq lists its product as uncharacterized. The transcript is spliced from 4 exons. Lineage: Eukaryota; Metazoa; Arthropoda; Insecta; Hemiptera; Aphididae. The coding region runs from base 363 to 833 and encodes 156 amino acids. The record is from RefSeq and is a predicted model, not a curated record.
UUAUUUUUAUUCUAUAGAUGGUUAUAAUUUAGUAUAAAAUUAGUGCUGGUAGUAUCGUGACUAAGGUAUUCGUAUGGUGUAAGUAGACAAUCCGCUAUGAUUGAAUUAACUAGCUUACUAAUAAUGGCUUCAAUUAUUAUAUAAGGGUCAUGCGCUUUAAAUCCUAUAAUAUACGGGCAAUAGCUAUUCCUCCUUUUUUUCUUUAAAAACCUUAUUCGAUAGCCGAGACUUAACAAAAGUUAACGAAGUUUAUUCUCAAUUGUGUAUCAAUAAUUUUUGUUAUACUAUAUGCUUUGUUUCUCAGUUUUUCAAUAUCUAUUUGUUGUUCUAUAUUUAUAGUGAAUUAACUCAAUACAGUAAUAAUGAAUAGUGAUCAAUGUGACGGAGAUGUAGUGAUGCAGGAAGAAGUGACAAAACAAAGAAUAUUAGCUCAGAAAAAAGAAAGAAAAAUAAAAAUUAUUCGGAUUUUGACCGUAAUUGCAUAUCUAGUGUCGGUGUCUACUGUGGCGACCAUGUUGUCGGCUUAUUAUAUUUUUGUAUGGAACCCACAAACUGGUAAUAACACUCAAACGCCUAAUCCUGAAAGAUUGGUUAUAGCAUUACAAAGAGCUAGUAGUGACUAUGUUUUUGCUAAUAGCGCUGACCACGAAUAUACAGAUAAUGGAAGAUUUAUAUCAGAAGUGAAAAAUAGUUAUAAGACCAACGAUCAAUCUAACAAUCCAGAACGAUCCAUUAAAUUUCAAUCAUCGAAAAUCAAAUCUUCGACGACUCACGUUCAAACGCCAAUCGGUAACAUUUCAGAAUCAUUUAUUGUGACUAAAAAUUUAUCAUAGCCUUAAAAACAUA